AUGAGUGUGAAAUAUCAGCAUCAUGAUAACAAGAUUCUUUCUCCUAAAUAUGCAUGUGUAUAUUCAGAGAUUGACACGCUUGACUUUAUUGGAUUACACAUUGAUAAAAGUCACGUUUUGGCUACAUUGAUUCCAUUCUGUCGAAAAAUUAAUCUUAUUGAACUCAUACGCGGCCAAACUAAUCUUACCACAAUCGAGAUAAUCGGCGAGAUAAUUGAUCACCGAAAAUCACUAUUGUCAGCACUUUGCACACAGAAGAAUGCAAUUACCUCGAUGGAGUUUUCUUAUUUCCCUUUUGAAGAUUUUACGAAUUGGACCAUCUUUCGACAAUUCACUCGUUUGAAACGUUUGAAAAUACAUAAUGUCUCGAAAAUAAAUAUUGAUGAUGAUGUAUUGGGUAUUAAAUGCAUUGAAAGUACAAUUUCACAGCGUACUAUACAUGGUAAAAAGUAUCACGGUGAAGCAUUAAUUCCGACUCGUGUGAAUUGUCAUGAACGAACAGCAGGGCUAGACCCACUGUAUUUUCCACAAAGUGCAACAUAUUUUAUCCUGAUGAUUAAAAUAAUGGGAAAUUGCAAGAUUAAACUUCAUUCUCCUUAUAGUGAAGAGUUUAGUGAUGAUAAAGAAAUAAGUAGUGUUGCAGACGUGAACCAAGAACUGAGACAGCUUAAAGGACAGCUUAAAGGACAGCUAAAAGCACGAAAAUCGAUCAAUCGGCAAAUGGAUAGUAGGGGAGGUCCAGGUAAAGCGGCUGUGCUUCUAAAUAUGGGUGACCAAAUGGAGUCAUUUAUUAUGGACUUGAAGUUUGAUGGGCUAUAUCGUACUUAG
Molecule: messenger RNA, 828 nt
Organism: Ambispora gerdemannii
Lineage: Eukaryota; Fungi; Glomeromycota; Glomeromycetes; Archaeosporales; Ambisporaceae
Source: the annotation of a GenBank genome assembly